Apis cerana (Asiatic honeybee) is the source of this 4476-nucleotide messenger RNA. It is a transcript of the gene SCaMC, whose product is annotated as Short Calcium-binding Mitochondrial Carrier. Gene Ontology annotation, biological process: transmembrane transport. Lineage: Eukaryota; Metazoa; Arthropoda; Insecta; Hymenoptera; Apidae. Gene Ontology annotation, molecular function: calcium ion binding. The record is from RefSeq and is a predicted model, not a curated record.
AUAAAAUUUUUUUAUUCAUAUUUUUGUUUUCAUGUAUUUAUUAUUAAUAUAUUGAUAAAAUAUUAUAUAAAUAAUAGAUUUUUCAAUAAUAUAUGAUAUAAAUUAACCAUUAAAUUAUAACAAUUACUUCAACAAAUUAUAAAACUAAUUUAUGAAUUCAUAUUGAAAUUACUUUAAGAAAUGUGACGCAUACUGUAGAUAUUAGCAAGAAAAUAGUGGGGAGGGAGGGCUUUCUCGACUAAACGAAAGAUAUCUUUGUUUCAAUUCUUAUACUAUUUCUCGAUGGCACUUUUUAGUCUUGAGAUUGGACUCCGAGCUCUCAAAUCACUGACUAAUGGCGAGGCUCGUUAUAUCUAAUUCUUUUGUAUUCGACAAGUUUUGCCUAUUAUUAUUUAUGUUUUCAUAUCUAUGCUUAUGUUUGUUUCGCGAUCUUAAAAGUAUUGAAUCUGCUAAAUUUUAGUUCAACUUUUCGGUAUUAAAAAGAAGAAAAUUUAGUGAAUAUAAUUCUUAUUGAUUUUUACUCCUAAAAUAAUGUAUACAUUAAAAAAUUCAGGAUUUUUGAAACAUGAUUGUAUUUCAUCUACUUGUCCGGUCUGUGAGGAAUUUCUUCAAAAUUAUCAUGAAUUAUUGCAAAGGUAUAUGGACAUCGGGGAAGAUAUUGGUGUUCCCGAAGAUUUUACAACUGGUGAGAUGGUCUCCGGAAUGUGGUGGCGACAUUUGGUGUCCGGUGGCGUAGCAGGUGGUGUAUCACGCACAUGUACUGCACCUUUAGAUCGUAUUAAAGUUUAUCUACAGGUGCAUGGAACGCGACAUUGCAAAAUCAAAAGUUGCUUCAGAUAUAUGCUUCGUGAAGGUGGUUCUCUUAGUUUAUGGAGAGGAAAUGGUAUAAACGUACUUAAAAUCGGACCAGAAAGCGCUUUGAAAUUUAUGGCCUAUGAGCAAAUUAAAAGAGCGAUUAAAGGAGAUGAUGUUAGAGAGCUCGGACUUUACGAACGAUUAAUGGCAGGAUCAUUAGCUGGCGGAAUUAGUCAAUCAGCUAUAUAUCCACUUGAGGUACUCAAAACUAGAUUUGCACUUAGAAAAACAGGAGAAUUUUCAGGUUUAGUAGAUGCAACAAAAAAGAUAUAUAAACAAGGAGGUUUAAAAUCUUUUUAUAGAGGUUAUAUACCUAAUUUAAUGGGAAUAAUUCCAUAUGCUGGUAUUGAUUUGGCUGUAUAUGAAACUUUGAAAAAUAGGUAUUUACGAACACAUGAUAAAAAUGAACAACCACCCUUUUGGAUAUUAUUAUUAUGUGGAACAGCUUCAAGUACAGCCGGUCAAGUGUGCUCAUAUCCUUUAGCAUUAGUUAGAACACGGUUACAAGCAGAUAUAUCACCAGGAAAACCAAAUACUAUGAUUGCUGUUUUUAAAGACAUUAUUAAAAAUGAAGGAAUUCGCGGUUUAUAUAGAGGCUUAACUCCAAAUUUUUUAAAGGUUGCACCAGCUGUAUCCAUUAGUUAUAUAGUAUAUGAAACUGUUAGAGAUUUUUUGGGUGUUAAUAUGACGUGAUGAUUAUUUAUUUUAGAAUAAUUGCAAAAAUAAUCAUAAAUCUUAAGUGAAAAUGAAAAAGAAUAAUAACUUUGAGUUUAAUUUAAUUACAAAGAAACUUUAGAUAUUAUUUUCAUGAAUUAAAGAUAUCUUUUUACAUUAGAUUUCAUUAGAUUUUUAAAAAAUAAAAUAUCACAUAAAACAAUUAAAAAUUACAAAUAUUUUUUAAAAUAAUUAAAGCAUUUUACGUAUUAUAUUAUGUAAAAAUAUAAUGAAUAUAAUAAUGAAAUUUUUGAUUGCUUUUAUGUUAAUAGGAUGUCACUAUAUUACAAAUUGAGUUUCUUAAAAUUUAUAUGAAUUUGAAAAAAGAAAAUUAUAUAUAUUUAUAUUGUAUGAAAUUAAAAUGUUUUAUGAAUUAUGCAUUAUUAUAUAUUAUGAUGAAAUUGAUAAUUAAGUUUUAUGAAAAUCAUUGUGAAUUAAUUUUUUUUUUAAUUUCUUUUAUGACUUGAUAUUUAUCACAUGUUUUUAUAUUAAAAAAAAAAUAAAAAUAUAAGCAUAACUUAUACAAAUAUAUAAAUAUAUAAAUAUUUAAAUAUUCUAUUAAAUUAUUGUAAAAGUCUAGUUCCUAACUAAUUAACAUUGGUUAUUGAAUUCGACUGAAUGUUAUUUAUUAAGUAUAUUAUAAAUGAUAUUCCUGCCUCGAAUUAUAUUAAUAUAUAUUAAUUAUAUAUAUAUAAUAUAUAAUAAUUAACUCUAUAUGAUAAUAUACAAAAACAUAUGCAUCAUAUCAAAAUAGUCAUUUUUUGUUACAUACCUAUUUAUCAAUAUUUAUUCAUUUUAAAAUCACCAAAGAAUAUCUUUUACAAUUUGCAAAAUGCAUACAUAAUUUUUUAUUAUAUUUAUAUUAGAUAUAUCUAUUUACUUCUGUAUAAAAAAUUACAAUGAUUGAUAUUUUUUUUUAAAAACAAAAUAUAUUCAAAAUAACUGUUUUCAUGUUUUAUGAUUGGAAUGCAGAAUUAAAUAGAAAUUAUGACAAAAUCAAUGUGUUAUAUCAUUCUAUUCAUAAUACAAUAUCAAUAAUAAAAAUAUGAUAUUCUUUUAUAUAUUUUUUUAUCAUAAAAAUUUUAAUUUCAAUUUAAUAAUUUUAUUUAUUAAAUUUUAUAAUUUAACAAAAUUAUAAACUAAAAUUAUGUAUAUUUUUGUGCAUUUUAUUAUUUAUUUGAUUUAAUUUUUUGAAAAUAUUUAUUUUUAUUUAUAUUUUUUUAAAAUAUAACUUAUGAUAAAUUUAUAGUCGAAUCGUAUAAUGUUGAAUAUAUGUAUUAUCAUAUAUUUUUUUUAUAUGUUCUUUUUAUAUAUAAAUAAAUAUUGCUGAAAAAAAAUAUAUUUUUUAACUUUAAAAAUGAAAUUAUAUCCAUAUUAUUUAAACAAAAUUUUUAUCAUUUUCGAUUUUUUUAUAUGAUUUUAUAAAUUUAUUAAAAUGUAACAAAUAUAAAUUGAAAUUUGAUAAUAAUUAAUAAUAUUAGUAAUAUUUAGUAAAAAUUUUUUAUCUUAUUAUACUUUAUAUCUGCUAUAACUGAAUGUUUACAAAUUCAAAUAGAAAAAUAAAAUAUUUGAAAUUUAUAAAUAUUAAAAUUUAUAACAGAAUAACAAAAUAGAUUAAAUGAUAAUAAGAAUAUAAAUCAUUGAGCAAUAAAUUAUAAAAAAAUAUCAGUUUUUCAUUAAGUAUUUUAAAUAAGAAACAUAUAUAUAUAUAUAUAUAUAUAUAUAUAUAUGUUAUAUAUUUAAAAUUUUCUGAGAAUUAGGAUAAAAUAUUGACGUGGAAUGUAAGUUAAUUUUAUUGAAUAUCUUGUUUAGGCUGUUCCUAAGAAUUUUGCAGCAGCUUCAUCUAAGAUCCAAUAUAAUUCUCCAUUGUGUGGUUGUACACGAGCAGCUGGUAAAUUUUCUUUGUCUUGCAAAAUUCGCUGUGAGAUAUUAAAUAUUUAAAGUAAAAUAAUAGCUUUCAUACAAAUUAAAUAAAUUUAAAAAUUAUUUUUCUUUAAUUUUUAAUGAAUUUUUAAUAAAAUAAUUACCUUAAUAAUUUCUGCUUUGCUAGAUCCGGUAACAGCAAAUAUGCAUUUUUUUGCAUUAUUUAUCACAGGAAGAGUAAGAGUAAUACGAGAUGGUGGUGGCUUAGGAGAAUCAUUUAUAGGACAGACCCAUAAACUGGCUUCAUUCAAAAGCUUAUGACCAGGAAAAAGAGAACAUAUAUGUCCAUCUGGACCCAAUCCCAAAAGAAGAACAUCAAAACAUGGAACACGAUCAGGAGGAAAAAAAACGGACAUCUUCUUAAUAUAAUCUUUUGCAGCAUCUUCAGCUAUAAGUAUAAAUGAUAUUUUAUAAAAAAAGAAAUUGAAAAAUUGAAUUUUUGAUUGAAACAUAUUAUUUUACCAGAUAAAUCAGGAUUAAUUUUUAUAAAUUGAUCUUCACUUAUUGGUAUUUUUCCAAUCAAAUUUGAUUUAUAUUCUCCAUAAGUGGAAUCAUUGCUAUCAAAGGGAACAACUCUUUCAUCACAAAAGAAAAAGUUCCAUCUACUCCAAUCAGUUUUAAUAUUAGGUAAACUUUGAGCCAAUAAUAAUAUUAAAGAUCCUCCUGAUAAAAAAAAACAUUUUAUAUUUUAUUCUUAAAUUAGUAUUUUAAUAUAAAAAAUAAUUUAUAAUUUAAGAAUUACGAAAUAAAUAUUAAAAAUAAAAUAAAUAUAGAACUUAAAUAGUAAUAAUGCAAAUUAAAUAAUUAUAUUAAGAAAAAAAUAUAUGUUAACCUAUAAUAAUUUUUUACAGUAUAUGUAACCUAUAAAUUUAUCUUAUUAUUUAUGUAUUUUCAGCUUUUGUUACAUUAUAUAAAUAUGUCUAUAUAAAAACUAUGUAUUUAAUUAUAUAAUUAAUAACUUUUUUGAUAUUUAAAAUUAAUAAA